Messenger RNA from Aspergillus ibericus CBS 121593, 816 nucleotides. RefSeq names its product SDR family oxidoreductase. Bases 1 to 729 code for a protein of 242 amino acids. The record is from RefSeq and is a predicted model, not a curated record. NCBI's taxonomy places the organism in Eukaryota, Fungi, Ascomycota, Eurotiomycetes, Eurotiales, Aspergillaceae. The transcript has 5 exons.
AUGGCAUCCUACCUCAUCACCGGCACCUCCCGGGGCAUCGGCCUCGCCAUGGCCCGCACCCUAGCCUCCAAGCCCGUCAGCGAAGUCUCCGUCGAACUGAAGCAGCUGGUCGCACAAUCUGCUGGUCGGGUCAAGUCCAUUCCAGUCGACGUGGAAGAUAAACCCAGUGUCCAAGCCGCAGCCGCGACCGUUGAGCAAGCUCUAGCUGGCCGAGGGCUGGACGUGCUGAUCAAUAACGUGGGGAUUAUGCCAUCUACGCCAAAUGGCAUUGAGACAAUGGACGACCUUGACUCCGUCUUUCACACCAACGUUACCAGCGCGCAUAUAGUAACCAGUGCAUUUCUACCGCUGUUGAAGAAGGGGACUCAGAAGAAGGUGAUUAACAUCUCCACCACUCUCGGCUCCAUCGCCAUGGCGCCUCGAUAUGCGCUCUUUCCUGUACCAGCCUACAAGAUCAGCAAGGCGGCUCUCAAUAUGCUCACGGUGCAGUAUGCCCACUCGUUCGCGGACCAGGGGUUCACGUUCCUGACUUUGUCGCCGGGUUGGGUAAAGACCGGCCUGGGUGGCGACAGAGCCGAUUUAACCACCGAGCAGAGCGUGCAGGGCCUACUGGACAUUAUUCUUCCCGCGACGCAGGCGGACAAUGGCAAGUUUAUCAAUAUUCGUGUGCCGGGGUGGGAGAAGGCGGAGGGGAUGAAUCAGUAUGAUGGGGCGGAGGCGCCGUGGUAGGUGGUAGUACUGUUCUGUGAAAGUGGUAUGGUUUGGAUAGGAGGAAGGAUGGUAUCGAAUGUUGCGACGGAGUUGCUGGUGCACAGU